AACUUUGACCUCUUGCCGGAAUCCCACAUGGUCGGCUGUUGAUGUACAAGAAGCAUGCCUACUGUGAAUCUAGAAUCACAGAAAAACGGCACCAUGAGUAAAGCUAAAGUAAAGACUGCGAAGAAAAGAGUUGCUGAAGAGGACAAUGACCAGCUUCCCAUAUUUGACAAAGAUGUCACUGAGAAGGCUGGGGAGGAAGGAGAUGAGGACCUCUCAGAUAGCGAGGAGAGUGUGUUCUCAGGACUGGAGGACUCUGGGAGUGACAUCGAUGAUGAAGAAGAGGAUGAUGGGGACGAUGAAGAUGAGGAGGAUGAUGAUGAUGCUGCUGUCAUUCUAGAUGAAAAUCUGAAGAACAGCAGUGAUGCUGAAACAUCUGCUGAACCACCUGCUUCAGAUAAGAGUACGCCUAAGCAGCAAGACGAAAAAACUGCAUCAAAGGAGAAGAGGAAGAUGAAGAAAGACAAGGGAGUCUCCAUUGAUGGCAGAGGAGAGAAGGGACUGACCACCACCUUCCAAGGACUGACCACCACCCAGCAGGGGGACGAGUAUGAACACGACACCUCCGACGAAGAGGACAUUCGUAACACGGUGGGCAACAUUCCCAUGGAGUGGUACCAGGACUACCCUCACAUCGGCUAUGACCUGGACGGGAAGAAGAUCUUUAAGCCCAUCAGGAACAAAGACGAGCUGGAUGAGUUCCUGGACAAGAUGGAGAACCCAGACUACUGGCGUACGGUCCAUGACAAGACGACGGCCUCAGACAUCCGUCUGACAGACGAGCAGGUGGACCUGGUACACCGCCUCCAGAAGGGUCAGUUUGGCGACGUCAACUUCAACGAGUACGAGCCGUCAGUGGACUUCUUCACCAACGAGGUCAUGAUCCAUCCAGUGACUAACAGGCCCCAGGACAAACGCAGCUUCAUCCCCUCACUCAUAGAGAAGGAGAAGGUUUCGAAGCUGGUCCAUGCCAUAAAGAUGGGUUGGAUCAAGCCCCGUAAGCCGAAAGAGACCACCCCUCAGUACUAUGACCUGUGGGCCAAGGAGGACCCCAACGCCAUCCUGGGGCGCCACAAGAUGCACGUCCCCGCCCCCAAGAUGAGGCUGCCUGGACACGAGGAGUCCUACAACCCUCCGCCUGAGUACCUUCUCACAGAGGAAGAGAGACUGGCGUGGGAGCAGCAGGAUACAGAGGACAGGAAGCUCCCGUUCCUCCCCCAGAAACACUCCUGUCUGAGGGCCGUGCCCGCCUUCUCCCGCUUCAUCCACGAGCGCUUCGAACGCUGCCUUGACCUUUACCUGUGCCCCCGCCAGCGCAAGAUGAGGGUGAAUGUGAAUCCAGAAGAUCUGAUCCCCAAGCUGCCCAAACCCAAGGACCUGCAGCCCUUCCCCACCACUAUGUCUCUGGUGUACCGUGGCCACACAAGUCUGGUGCGCUCUAUCAGUGCGUCUCCCACUGGCCAAUGGCUGGUCUCAGGCUCAGACGACUGCACGGUGCGCUUCUGGGAGGUCAACACGGGGCGCUGCAUGAAGACUCUGGAGGUGGGCGGAGCUGUGAAGAGCGUGGCAUGGAACCCCAACCCGGCCGUCUGCCUGGUGGCCGUGUGCUUUGAGAGUACAGUGCUGCUGUUGAACCCAGCUUUGGGAGACAGGCUGGUGGUGAGCUCCACAGACCAGCUGAUCACCUCCUACCAGCCCCCAGAGGAGGACAAGGAGCAGGCCGUCACCUGGGCUCUGUCUGAGGGCCCGGAGCACAACAAGGGCCACCGCCUCACACUCACCCACCCGAAGGCAGUAAAGCAGGUGGUUUGGCACGGUAAGGGUGACUACCUGGCCAGCGUCAUGCCUGACAACAGCAGCAACCUGCAGGUGCUGAUCCACCAGGUGAGCAAGCGGCGGACGCAGAACCCCUUCCGCAAGAACAAGGGCCUGGUGCAGUGCGUCUCCUUCCACCCCCUGCGGCCCUACUUCUUCGUGGCCACGCAGCGCUACGUGCGCGUCUACAACCUCAUCAAGCAAGAGCUGACCAAGAAGCUGAUGACCAACUGCAAGUGGAUCUCAAGCAUGGCCAUUCACCCUGGAGGUGAUAACCUGAUCUGUGGCAGCUAUGACUGCAGACUGGCCUGGUUUGAUCUAGACCUCUCCACCAAACCCUACAAGAUGCUGCGGCAUCACAAGAAGGCCUUGAGGGGCGUGGCUUAUCACAGAAACUACCCCCUAUUCGCCUCUGGUGCUGAUGACGGCAGCGUGAUCGUCUGCCACGGCAUGGUCUACAAUGACCUGCUCCAGAACCCUCUCAUUGUUCCAGUCAAGGUACUGAAGGGUCACCAGAUCACCCACGACCUGGGGGUCCUAGACGUGACCUUCCACCCCACCCAGCCCUGGGUCUUCUCCUCAGGGGCCGACGCCACCAUCCGCCUCUUCACCUAAACCACCUCGGUCACAUCUCAAAUCACACCCUAUUCCCUAUAUAGUGCACUACUUUUGACCAGAGCAGUUUGACAAAAGCAGUGCACUACAGUAUAUAGGGAUACCUUUUAUCUCAAAUUACAUGCUAUUCCCUAUAUAGUACACUACUUAUGACCAGAGUAAUUUGACAAAAGUGGUGCACUAUAUAGGGAAUAUGGAUACCUUGGGUGCAUCUCAAAUGGCAUCCUAUUCCCUAUAUAGUGCACUACUUUUGACCAGAGCCCACAUAGGGCUAUAUUUGAGCUAUAUGGAUAAUGUAUUUAAGACGCUUCCCAGUCUCCUCCCAUGUCCCCUGACAGCUAUCCCUGACGGAAUAAUCAAAUCAGGUGCCUGACAUCAUAUACAUUAUCCUCAUGUUUAGUACUGGAUUUGUCAGAGUCCUGUUAGUAUUUGUCCAAGCUAAGAGAACAUCAACCACGCAGCCAUAAUCUCUUUCUCUCUUCAGUGAAACUGAGACAGUAAAAAUAUGUUUGGUUUCAAACGGCCCCUCAAAUCUGGACUGGGCAGAAAAGCCCAUUUCCGUCUAUGUUGCUGCCCUUGUAGCAGCGCAUAAGAGUCAAACCACUAAUGCUUUGACACUUCAGACAGCCCCGUGACAAAAUAUACUGUAUGUUCAGAGAUGGAGCUUGCCAAUAGGAACAAUAGAACAAAGCGGUUGUGGGCCCCCAGAAGGCCCGUCAGCCCCUGUCCUAGAAGUAUAUGUGUAAAUAUAUCUCUGUCUUUCUUUGAGUGUAUGAAACCAAAGUAAUGUCCAGUUGAGGUUCUGCAGGACUCGUUUCAAUGACAUGAAACGCUAUGAAUGGCGAUGUAUGAUUCCUUUUUUAAACUAAUUUGAAUUGUAAAUCUUCUGACUGCUUUUCUCUACGACUUUGUCUGUCUGCUACAAGUAUUUCUUUUGAAUUAAAACGGGUGUUUCCUGAA
Messenger RNA from Coregonus clupeaformis (lake whitefish), 3387 nucleotides. It is a transcript of the gene bop1, whose product is annotated as BOP1 ribosomal biogenesis factor. The record is from RefSeq and is a predicted model, not a curated record. Gene Ontology annotation, biological process: ribosome biogenesis; maturation of LSU-rRNA from tricistronic rRNA transcript (SSU-rRNA, 5.8S rRNA, LSU-rRNA). NCBI's taxonomy places the organism in Eukaryota, Metazoa, Chordata, Actinopteri, Salmoniformes, Salmonidae. Bases 55 to 2427 code for a protein of 790 amino acids. Gene Ontology annotation, cellular component: preribosome, large subunit precursor; PeBoW complex. The transcript is spliced from 16 exons. Gene Ontology annotation, molecular function: protein binding; ribonucleoprotein complex binding.